Messenger RNA from Linum trigynum, 5298 nucleotides. The record is from the annotation of a GenBank genome assembly. NCBI's taxonomy places the organism in Eukaryota, Viridiplantae, Streptophyta, Magnoliopsida, Malpighiales, Linaceae.
CUAAGAGGGCACCUCCCUUCAUUUUCAUAUUCAUAAAUAGCAGCAUUAAAAUCCCCCUAUUAUGACCCAACUAUCAUCUCUACUACUCCGAAGAGAGCUUAAGUGCUCCCAAAACUCCUUCUACCAACAACCGUAGUCGGGGCAUGGACAAAAGUACAAAAGAACUUCUUCCCCAUGUCGAUGCUAACAUCCAUAUAAUACUUAUCACUACUGAUUACAUUAAUACUAAUACCCUCUUUCCACCAUAAAGCGAAGCCCCUAGAAGAGUUGAUCGGUUCUACAUACUCUUUAUUGGGAAAAGCUCUAAGACUUCUCCUAUGUUCUUCCUUGAAUUCUUCAUUGUUGCUAGUUUCCAUAAGGAAGACAAUAGAAGGGCCAUGACGUCGAAUAAGACGCUUAGCAUAACUUCUCGUAAGGGAUUGGCCAAAUCCCCUACAAUUCCAACUUACAAUACUCAUGGAUCGUGAGGUGGCUUUUGGCGAACCAUCGCUGCCCUUGUGUCACUUUCUUCUCCAUCCCCUAUGCCUUCACUUGUCGAUUGAGCUUUGUUCCUUUGGUGCUUCUUCUUCUUACUCCUUCCUUUCACUCCUCCUGCAAACAUAGAGCUCGAUGGGCUCAAAGUAAAUCCAGACCCUUCAUUAACCCCCUGGCCCACUUCUCCUGGGCUUAGGAUAGAUUGGCCCUUUCUUUUCUUAAAAUUUUGACCCAUAUCUCCUUCCAGCUCCCCUUGAAUGUGUUGGUAUGGACUCUGGGCCUGGGUGUUGAAUGGCAUGGGCUCCAGGUCAAUUCUUGGGCAGGCCUGUGAGGUGGGGUUGCUACGUAAUAUCAAUGCAGUCAAAAGCGAGUUUUAUGCAGAAACGUUUUGGCGAUCUAGAAGUGUAAAAUCGUAAGUUUUUAAGUUCUAAAGCGGAGUUUUUAACUACAUAAGUUAUAAAAACUGAGAUUUUGUGUAGAAGCGUUUUAGUGAUCUAGAAACGUUAGGUAGCGUACGCCACAUAGAGUUUUACUAUUUAGACCAUGAUUUAACCGGAGUUUGGGGCAUAAUACUAUACCCUAACCUCUAAUGGAUGAACCACAAUCCCUAAUUUUCUAACUCAAACCAUGAGAUUCGUUUAAUCUUAAAAAGAAAAUCAAUGAUAAUUUCGACGAAUCAGAAGCGUUAAUUUUCAUUUUAAAAUUAAACGAAUCUCAUGCUUUGAGUUAGUGAAAAAGGGAUUGAGAUUUAGUCAUUAGGGAUUAGGAUAUAGUAUCAUGUCAUAAAUUCCGGUUAAUUCAUUGUCUAAAUAGCAAAACUCAAUAGGGCGUACGCUAGGUUACUGUACGCCCGGGCGUACGCUAGAAUGUGGUAUAAGAUAGUUGUUCUUGUUACUAUGUGGUAUUAAUUAUAAGAUUUAUUGGUAAACCUGGUCUCUAAAAAAAUUUGGCUGGAAAUUGGGAUCAACUGUUUGUUCACAGUUCUACCAUCAAUGCUCUGCUCUUUCAUAUUGCAGUAUUUGUGGAGAAGAUAAUAAGAAUCCAACCCAAUGCGAAGAAGCUCUACCUUCUCUUGAGAGCUUCCAAUUCAUCCUCCGCCGAUAAGCGCUUCCACGACGAGGUAAUUAGCUAUUCAUGGAAUUCUUUGCCUGCAUGCACGUUGGAUUUGCAUUUCUUUCAGUUUUUCAAUAAUGUAUAAUCAAUGGAAGGUGAAUAGGGAUGGCAAUGGGUCGAGACUAGUUGGGUAAAUUUGAUUCAAUUGUCAUGGUUCAUAUGGGUAUUGGGUUGGAUCCAAAUGAACUGAUUAUUGGAUCUGAGCGUUGGAUUGGAAUUGAGUCUGAUUUGGGUCAACUCAUUUUGAUCCGACCUAAACGAAUCUAUUUAUCGGUGCUUGGGAAGGAGGUGUUUAGGGUUUUGAAGGAUGAACGGGGAGCAGGCUUCCAGUCGUUCAUUUCAGAGAAAGUGGUGGCUGUUGCUGGAGACGUUUCUUCUGAGGAUUUGGGGAUAGUGGACCUCCAUUUGAAGGAAGAAAUCCUCAAGGAAACUGACUUGGUUCUUAAUUUUGCAGCCAUCACCAAAUUUAACGAAAGGUUCACUUUAUACCACAAUUGAUCUUUUUUUGUUUUCAUUUUGUUCAAGAUCUACAUGUUGUCAGGGAAACCGUAUGGAAACCGUAUGGAAGAGAACGAUUGAAGGCGUGAUUAGAUCACUCUCCUUAGAGUGUUUAUUUGCCCCCACUACUUUGUUGCUGGUAGGAUUUAGGUAAACCACCCCCAGGAGUCCCUCCAAUCAAAGUCAGAAAGCAGCACCUUUCUUGACUUCUGUGUUUGUGUUUUUGAAGAAGGAAAAACCAGGAGAAGAAGAAGAACGUUGGAACAGAAAUUCGGCUGCAGAAGACUUUUAUAGUGAAAAUGGCAGUUCCCUUCCGAACGGUUGCGUCGUUUCAAAUAAUUAAUUAGCCAAUAACUAAGUGCGUAGUGCGAUUUAAUAUGUCCAAUUAAAUAGCCGACACUUUUUUCAAAAGCCCACUAACCACUUUAUCCAAUAACUAAAGUGGAAAGCAAACUUAAAAACAACUUGCACUUUCUUUCUCCCACCAAUGUGGUAUUUCGUUUACUAUUUGACUACUCUAACACAUGUUACAGUUUCCUCGUGUUCAUAUUACUUUGGCUGGCAUUUGAUCAUUUUAAGGUACGAUGUCACGCUUGGGACAAAUACUUCUGGAGCUUUGCACGUGCUCAACUUCUCUAAGAAAUGUGCCAAAAUCAAGUUGCUUGUCUCUGUCUCAACUGUUAAUUCAAUAAAGCAAGUGAAUCAUGCAUGCAAAAACGAAACAAUACAAACUUUUGAAUAUGAAAAAAACAUGAAGGGUAACAGAUGAAGAUGGCUUGACUAGAUUGGUCUUUCACUUUUAUGAAAACAACGAUUACUGAUGAAAAAGACGAAAAAAAUGUCCUAAAAUUCAUAUUAUUGAAACAAAAUGGCAUGGUAUGAAAAUUCGGAUAACCAAAACCAGACUGGUUUUAUAGGCUUAUCAAUUUUUCGUUAAUGGGUAAAAAGCGAUAAGCCUUUAACAAUUUCGGCUAAACCGAAAAAUCGUUAAUGAACAUAUAUAAAAAACCGAUAAGCCAUAACUUAACCAAAGGGUGCAUUUUUUCCCAGUUUUUCGGUUGAUUCUGACGAAAAUGAAUCACUCAAGAGUUCAUUAAUUUAUGGUAACGAAAAAUAAUAAGUUUUUAACGAUCUCAAUUUUGAUUUCUAAUGUUUUUUUUUCGAUUAACCGAACCGAACCGCUAUCUCUAACGUCAUGUCACUCAUAUGAAUUUGAGGACUAAAUAUUUGUUUGUUUCAAUAUGACAAGCAUAUGUUUGUGGGGAAGCGCCGGGGACUCUAAUGGAGAAGCCGUUGAGCCUGGGAAAAGCCGCAAGAGGAAGAAAAUGAGCUUGUCGCAAAACGGCUGCAUCAACUCCAUUCCCAAAACCUCUGCCAUGCAAAAUCUCGGCCUCGAAAGGGCACAUUACUAUGGGUGGCCUAACACCUACACAUUUACAAAAGCAAUGGCGGAGAUGGUUAUUGUGGAUUGGUGGGUUCGUGAAUUGGAUUAGGGAUGAUAAACGGUUAGUUGAUUUUCGAUUUUAAUCGAUAACCAAACUGAUAACUGAAUUAUUAGUGGUUCGAUUUCGGUUAGUGGUUAAUUACUAACCACUAAUCAGUUAGUUGUUAACCAAUAAGAAAAUUAAUAACCGCCUACUAGUAUAACCACAUAUUUGGAAAUUUUCUAAGGGGCAAAAUUUAAAGAUUCAAAACCAACACAAUUUGCAACUCAAUUCACACCAAUUGCAAAAAACGCUCCACCCAAAGUCUCAAAUAUGUAUAAGAGUAAGAAUCUAAAAGUCACGCUUCUCUGAUUCUUCAUUGUUGCCGACAGAACGAACCUCGCACCCUAUCUAUGUUUCUUUGGUGUUUUCGAAUGAUCUUGUGGUGCUUAUGUUUGAUAUAUCUUGCUAGUUGGUACUUGCUAAUUGAACGAAGACGUUUGAUUAUUCUUAAUUUUAUGUGUUGGAAUUUGAAUUUUAAAUUCACGAUAGGUGUUGUAUUGCAUUAAUGUUAUUUCUUAUAAUUAUGAUUUUAUGUUAACAAUUUAGAAGUGCAGUUAAAUUAUUUUAGAAUAUUUGUAUGAUUAUAUUUUAUUAUAAACAUGGACACCAUACAAAAUUUUAAAAUAACAAAAUAAAAUUUUGCCAUGUGGAGAUUGGUAUUGGUUAAUGGUUAACUACCAAACUAAUCGCUGACCGAAUUGAUAAUAAGCGUUAACUGAUAAGUCUUAUCGAUUUGGAUUUUCCGUAUGCAUCUUUUGCUUAGUGUUAACCCAACCGAUUAUCACCCCUUGACUAGAUUAAUGGAUAUUUGAUGAUUAAAAUUUAGUACCUAUACUUUUUAUUUUUUACAUUUUGAUACCUAAAUUAUAUUUUUACGUAAAAUAUCAUUGAUAAAUUAUUUUUUGGUUCUAAAUUUUUUUACUAUAACAUUUUAGUACCUAAACUUUUCAAAAUUUACAUAUUAGUCCAAUGUUCAGAUAUCACUUGGAUCCAUAAAUCCACCAUUACAUUCGAUCCAAACCCAUAAAUCCACCUAUCCUCCAAUCUAUUUGCUACCUCUGUCUCCACCCGAUCUUGUCACAUUACGGAGACUAUUUCUCUACUAAUUUAGUUAAAGAUGCGCAUUUUCAAAUACUGAAAGAAACUACACUCCUUAUAUACAGAACGGUGGAUGGAGUACUUGUGAGCUAUGCCAAAGGAAGGCUGAAAUGCCUCGCCCAUAAACCAGAAGUCGUUCUUGAUUUGGUACGUGGGUUCUCGAUCGUUCUUCUGCAAUCCUCGAUCAAUCACUUCUUCGAUAGAUUGUUCUUUCUUUUGCAAACGAAUCGAUCAAUCUUAAUCGCAUAUGCAGAUACCAGCUGACAUGGUGGUGAAUGCAAUCAUUGGGGUCAUGGGGAUGGCAUUUGCAGAGCAGCAUUUGGAUCUAAUUUACCAUUUAAGUUCUUCAAUGAAGAACCCGAUAAAGGUAUCAGAUAUUCACGAUUUCAUGUUUACAUUCUUUACUAAAUAUCCGUGGAGAGAUCGCCAUGGCAAGGAAGUGCAGGUUGCUAAGCUCACCAUUUUUAGCUCCAUGGCUUGUUUCCAUGUUUACAUGGCCAUUCGUUUUCAACUCCCAUUGAAGGUUUGAUCCUUUUCCCUAUUUUCUAGCUAGCAAAGGUGAUUUCUCUUCAAAGCAUGCCAUAUGUUUUUUUUUUUUUUUUUGUGGUAAUAGAUACUGGGCUUACUG